Thlaspi arvense is the source of this 1449-nucleotide messenger RNA. The record is from the annotation of a GenBank genome assembly. NCBI's taxonomy places the organism in Eukaryota, Viridiplantae, Streptophyta, Magnoliopsida, Brassicales, Brassicaceae.
AUGGAGAACAAAUCGGAAAACAAGAAACUACAUGCAAUUUGUGUGCCGUUUCCAGCACAAGGCCAUGUAAAACCCAUGAUGCAGCUGCCAAGCUUCUUCCACUCCAAAGGCUUCCAUAUCACCUUCCUCAACACUGAGUUCAACCACAGACGCAUGUUCCGCUCCGGUCCGCCGGAUGGCCUCAGGGGCCUUCCUGAUUUCCGGUUUGAGACCAUUCCGGACGGGCUUCCUCCUUCUGAUCGUGAUGCGACUCAAGAUCCUCCUGCCCUUUGCUAUGCUGUCCAAAAUUAUUGUCUAGACCCCUUUCGGGAAUUAUUAGCCAGACUCAUUUCCUCCCCAAAAUUGCCACCGGUCACCUGCGUUGUUUCUGAUGGUGCCAUGAGCUUCGCCGUUCAAGCUGCGAAAGAAUAUGGCAUUCCAGGGGUUCAGUUCUGGACUGCCUCAGCUUGUGGCUUCAUGGGUUAUCUUCAGUUUCCUGAACUGAUUAGAAGAGGGAUUAUCCCAUUCAAAGAUGAGAAUUUUGGAAGUGACGGGUCGCUUGAAGCAACUAUAGAUUGGAUCCCUGGCAUGACAAACAUCAGGCUCAAGGACCUUCCAUCCUUGAUCAGAACCACCAAUCCUAAUGACAUCUUGCUCAAUUUCACGAAAGAUGAACCGCAAAAUUGCUUGAAGGCCUCUGCAAUCAUCUUCAACACAUUUGAUGAGUUAGAGCAACAAGUCUUGCAAGCUAUCUCCACCCAUUUCCAUCCCAAUAUUUACACUGCAGGACCUCUAUCCUUGCUAUCCAAGCAAGUGAUUAUUGAAGACCAUUACAGCUCUCUCAAUUCGAGUCUCUGGAAGGAAGACACAAGAACCCUUGAGUGGCUAGAUGAAAAAGAACCAAACUCAGUUAUGUAUGUGAGUUAUGGAUCCAUGACUGUCAUGAAGCACCAACACCUCGUAGAAUUUGCAUGGGGGCUCGCCAACUGCAAGCGCCCGUUCCUGUGGGUACUCCGGUCAGAUGUGAUAAUGGGUGAAUCAGCAAUCCUACCUGAACAUUUUCUUGAGGAGACUAAGGAUAGGGGAUUGGUAGUAAGUUGGUGUCUGCAAGAACAAGUGCUUUUGCAUCCAUCAAUAGGAGUCUUUCUCACACAUUGUGGGUGGAACUCAAUGUUGGAGAGCAUGGGAGGAGGAGUACCUUUAAUCUGUUGGCCUUUCUUUGCAGAGCAACAAACAAAUUGUCGUUAUGCAUGCAGCAAAUGGGGGAUAGGGGUGGAGGUUAAUCCCGAUGUAAAACGUGAUGAGAUUGAAGCACUUGUUAAUGAAAUGAUGGAAGGUGAACGAGGGAAACAGAUGAGGAGAAAUGCUCUAGAAUGGAAGAAGAAAGCAGAAGAAGCCUCUCUUGCUGGAGUAUCUUCUUACGAAAAUUUUGAUAAUUUUCUCAAAGAAGCUCUCCAUUACAAUGGGUAA